This is a messenger RNA of Vicia faba (fava bean), 450 nucleotides long. The record is from the annotation of a GenBank genome assembly. NCBI's taxonomy places the organism in Eukaryota, Viridiplantae, Streptophyta, Magnoliopsida, Fabales, Fabaceae.
AUGGAGCAUUUGCCACAAGAAUCAUUAUCCAACAUACUAUCAAGGAAGAUAAAAGUGCCCAAAAUAGAGUAUUCUUGUUUUUCAGGAGAGUGUUUUAAAACUCUAGCACCUUUUGAUGAAUAUGAUACUAUUGGUGUUAUUGUCUAUCCUGUAAGAGGAAUAGAGAAAUGUUUUGAUGUUUGGGUGAUGAAGGAUUAUUGGGAUGAAGGGUCUUGGAUUAAGCUAUACAGUGUUGGUCCUGUGCCUAUGAUUUCAAAGUUCGUUGGAUUUUAUGGGAGCAAUGGAUUUCUUUGGAAAGAUGCAAAUGAAAGGUUGGUAUUAUAUGAGUGUGAGAAUGAAAACACAAUGGAUCUUGAGGUUUAUGGAAAGCAUGAUUCAAUAAGAGCUGUUAGAUAUAUGGAAAGUCUAGUUUUGCUUCAAAGGGGAAUAGAACGUUUCUCAUGUAUAUAG